AUGGCAGACGUGGAAAUGACUGAUGCUCAGCCGGAACAAACAGCCCCAAAAACUAGAGGUUCAAACAAAUUAAUUUCAGGCGGACAAAGCGAACGUACCGCCGAUGUAAAACCGAGAUUUGAAGUCAAGAAGUGGAGUGCCGUGGCUCUUUGGGCAUGGGACAUUGUCGUAGAUAACUGCGCUAUAUGCAGAAAUCACAUCAUGGAUCUGUGUAUUGAGUGUCAAGCAAAUCAGGCCUCCGCAACAUCCGAGGAGUGUACUGUUGCUUGGGGGAUUUGCAAUCACGCCUUUCAUUUUCACUGCAUAUCACGAUGGCUUAAGACUCGACAAGUUUGUCCGCUUGAUAAUCGCGAUUGGGAAUACCAAAAGUAUGGCCGUUAA
Messenger RNA from Blumeria graminis f. sp. triticale, 381 nucleotides. The record is from the annotation of a GenBank genome assembly. Lineage: Eukaryota; Fungi; Ascomycota; Leotiomycetes; Helotiales; Erysiphaceae.